Molecule: messenger RNA, 5073 nt
Organism: Ylistrum balloti
Lineage: Eukaryota; Metazoa; Mollusca; Bivalvia; Pectinida; Pectinidae
Product: cadherin-87A-like
Exons: 35
Coding region: 1-5073 (1690 amino acids)
Biological process (GO): homophilic cell-cell adhesion
Cellular component (GO): plasma membrane
Molecular function (GO): calcium ion binding
Source: RefSeq, a predicted model, not a curated record
AUGUGGGAAAAUGGGGAACCAUUCAUCCUCAUGAACCAAAUUGUGCCUGUUUAUACACUGCUGGCGGUGGCUAACGAUGAGGUGACUUACGCAAUCGAAAACUCAAACACAUUUGAGUUGAAAAAUGAAUUUGAUGGGAAGGUUUAUCUUACCAAAACCCCUGAUUAUGAGAAUGUUCGAGACAGAUUUGUUACUGUGACAUUUAUUGCAAAGAAUGAAAGAAGAAGAACUCAAACAGAAGUAGAGGUUGGUGUGAACAUUCUAGAUGCAAACGAUAAUGAUCCAGUGUUUGCAUCAGAUACAUACAGUAAGAGUAUACCUGAGAAUACGCCAGUUGGAACCACAGUCCUGAACCCUACUGAUAAGUUCUAUGUCAGUGAUGUUGAUGGAGUCAACAAGGCGCUCAGAUUAAUCUGUGAUCCUAGCAAGGCAGCCGCUCAGCACACAGAUGCCUGUAACUUCUUCGAACUAGUGAGAUUCAACAGCAGUACAAACUCCUGGGCCGGAUCUCUCAUUCUCUCUCAGCCUCUUGAUUAUGAAGUCCGAUCUCAGUUCCAGAUCCCUAUUGUUGCGACUGAUGGAAAGAAUUUCCAACUGAAUACUGUUGAAAUAACAGUAAUAAACAUUCAGGAUACCCCUCCACGGUGGAAUCGAGCCCAGGACAUCACUGUUGUUGAGGAGAAACAAGUGGGCACAUAUUUGGACUUUGUUGAAGCUGUAGAUGGUGAUGUUGAUGACCCUCGUCCAAUCUUUUAUGAAAUCAUUGAUACAAUUGGUGUCGGACACACACUUUUUAGAAUCGACAAUGCAACAGGACAGAUCUAUAACACUGUAUUGAUCGAUCGAGAGAGUCCGGAUUUUCUGCAGGGAUAUGUGGAUCUAAAUAUACGUGCUAGAGAACGAGACCUUGUUACUGGGGAGCUUGGUGACGCAGCCAUCAAUUCCACAACAACACAGAUUCGCAUUACUAUUGAGGAUAUUAAUGACAACAAGCCACAGUUUGAACAGGAUGAGUAUGUGACGAAUCUGCGCGAAGAUGCACCAAAUGAUACUCCCCUCAAUUUAUUGAUCCCCUGCCAGGACCCCGAUCAGGGAAUUAACAACAAUUUUAUAUUCACACUGAGCAACUAUAAUGCCGAGUUCAAGCUCUCUGACCCUGGAAACCAGUCCGAGUCUGCAUUUGCACAAAUCCGUGUGAAGGACACGACACUUAUAGACUAUGAAGGAGCCCAGAAACAAUACGUCUUCUUUGUUCAAGCUCAAGAAUUUUUGACGGUAGAAAGAUACCAGAGUCAAUCUAAAAUCACUGUCAACAUAAUUGACGUCAAUGACAACAGUCCAAAAUUUAUCCAGUCGACCUAUGUGAAAAGUAUUUUGGAAAACUCUCCCCCUGGUUUUUCAAUUGAAACAAUUAGUGCCAAUGAUCCAGACUCUGGGGACUUUGGUAAAGAUGGCAUUGUGUAUGGAAUGACAGGUGAUGGCAAGAAUUUAUUUUCUCUAGAUGCUACAUCAGGUUUGGUAACUGUGGCAGACUGUCCAACUCCAGGAAGUGGCAACUGUAUUGAUUUUGACAAGAAACGUCAGUAUGUAUUGACGGUUACAGCUCGGGAUGAGAAUGGACGUGGACGAGCUGGCACAACAACACUGACCAUCAAUAUUCUUGAUGUCAAUGAUAACUCGCCUGUGUUUGUUAACCAGAAUUACACAAGUUAUAUUGAAGAAAACCGACGUAACCCAAACCCAGAGAUUAUCGUAUCUGCACUUGAUAAGGAUACUGUUGGGGGACCCAUAUCUUAUAGCGUCAUUGCUGACCAGACUGGGAUAUGGGCAGUCAAUUCGUCUGGGUACAUUUAUGCUCAGAAGGAUGUUAUCUACUCUGAUACACCAGGCAAUGUGGGAUUUUUUGUCUUCCAAGUACAGGCGACAGAUGGAAAAUUUUCACCCGUUUCAAAUGUCAAGAUCUUUGUUAUCGACAUUAAUGACAACACACCAAUAUUCCCACCAGGAAUAUAUGAGACAACUAUUAGUGAGAAAACACCUGGAGGAACAUCCGUCAUAACUGUGAGUGCUACAGACGGUGAUUCACCAACAACGGACAAUGGUGUUGUGGAUUAUACAAUCCUUUCUGGUACAGAUGGAAAAUUUCAGAUCAGUCGAACUCAGGGCAUAAUCACUACCACCCAGGAUUCAAGCUUUGAUUAUGAUUUGAAGAAAAGAUACACAUUGCUUGUAUUGGCACGUGAUCGUGGUACACCUCCACGAAACUCCACCAAGGAAGUUUACGUAAAUAUCCGUGAUGUCAACAAUAAAGAUCCGUACUUUGAGCCAACCACCAUGCAGGCUGAGGUUUACGAAAACGUUGUGCUCGGUUACUCCGUCAUUACUGUCGUGGGUAAAGAUCCUGAUGCGAAUGCUGUUCUCAACUAUUUUUUUGUGGAACCAAAAACGGCCAUUAGUCCUCGUGGUAACAACGUUGACAGAAAUGUCUACGAUUACACGAACCUGUUUAGAGUUGAACAGGCAACAGGAAUCGUCCGUACAAACAGUUCACUUGAUCGAGACCUUACCUCGGUCUUGACAUACUCCUUGAUUGUUGUGGACGUCAGCGCCAGCCCUCCUCAGACUGGCACAGGAACACUUAUUAUUACUGUAUUGGAAUACAAUGAUCAGCCUCCUUACUUCCUGCCAUUUACCAAUCAAACCAUUGAUGAGGAACAACCGUUUGGGACAUUUGUCAUGGUGCUUCAAGCUCGUGACCAGGAUGACGCCAUAGCUGAAUACCAGAUCAUAGACAAUCCAAACCAGUUCUUUGCUAUCAACUUUGAAACAGGAACUGUGAGUAUUGCCAGAAGAAUUGAUUUUGAAGUGAUAGAGUCUACCUAUUUCACUGCGAUGGUGUUUGAUACCGGAAUUCCCAGACUAAGUGCAUCAACAACAGUUUACUUCACAAUAAACAACAUCAACGACAAUUCGCCCAAAUUUCGACAGUCUUCAUACAUCACCAGAAUUCAAGAACACUCUCCUGCAGGUACAUUUGUUGUCCAAGUUAGUGCUACUGAUAUUGAUAAGGGCGACUAUGGUGUGGUACGGUACACACUAGGGGAACCUAGCUCCUACUUCGAAAUCGACAGUAUCACGGGUAACAUAACAGUCAAACCUGGAGCAAAUUUGGACCGAGAAACCAUCGGUGAUGUAAGCAUACAGGUUACAGCUUACGACAGUCCCAACACCCAGGAUAUAAGCAUCAGGAGAUUUGCCACGGCAACAGUGUAUGUUUAUUUGGAUGACAUCAACGACAAUAAGCCAAAAUUCAGUCAAGCUCAAUAUGCCACUACUAUUGUUGAAACCAUCCCUGUGGGUACCAGUAUCCUUCAGGUGCGGGCCAGUGACCUUGACAUUGGUUUGAAUGCCCUCAUCGCCUUUGAAAAAAUUCCAGGGAGUGGUGAUCUGAAUGAUUUUUUCAGAAUUGCCAGACAUUCUGGUGCUAUAGAGAUACAAGCCAGCCUGCUACGUAAUUCAGGAGUAUACACAUUUAAUGUGACAGCCACAGACUUGGACGGUAACGGACCAUUUACUGCCGUGGCUGGUGUGAGGAUCACUGUUUUACAAGCUACAAACUCUUACCCAGAGUGGAGAACACCUCCUGUUGCCAAUAUGAGUAUUGACGUCCUUGAGAGCCAGUAUCUUGGUAUGUGGGUUUAUGACGUACAUGCCUCUGAUAUUGACGAAGGAGUAAACGGUGUUGUUGAUUAUGGUUUCUAUCACAACGGAGUAUACACAACAUCUACUCCAGAGUUCAUGAUCAACUCCAUCACUGGAGUCAUCAGAGCACAGAGAGUGUAUGAUCGGGAGGAGGUUGAUCGCUAUGUGUUGCUGCUCUCUGCUAAGGAUAGAGGAACUCCAGCUUUAGAAUCAACCCGUUUCCUGACUGUUGUUAUCUUAGAUGUCAACGACAACCCUCCAGUCUUCCCUGUCAAUGCAGAAGGGGAGACUAUUCCUGUCGAGGUACAAGUUCCAGAAAAUGCCAUCGUGGGCACGUUGGUAACCAGACUGUUAGCAACAGACCAGGACUUUGAACCAGAGGCUGUCAGAAUUCACUAUUACAUUAUAAGUGGCAAUGAGGAUAACUCAUUCUUCUUGAACAAGACCACUGGAGAACUAUUCCUGGCCAACCCACUAGACCGUGAAACAAAGAGUAUCUACUUCCUAGAUGUUCAAGCCACCAACAAUGUCAGCGACUACAGUGUCAUUACUAAUCGUCGUCGACGAGCCACAGAUCCCAGCAUUGUCACAGUGAAAAUCCUUGUAGGAGACACCAAUGAUGCAAAACCUACAUUUACCAAAGUACUUUACAGUGGCUGCGUGUCUACUCGGUCUGCGAUCGGUGAGAGUAUAAUUAAGGUAGAAGCUAUUGAUGUGGAUUCCACAGAUGUUAGAUACAGUAUCACAGAUGGUAACUCCGAGUCCCUGUUUGUCAUCGAUGAUAUCACAGGAAUCAUUUCCAAUAGGGUACUCAUGUCAAAUACCAACAACCAGGUGUACAACAUUAAGGUCCAGGCGCAGGAUAGCAACUUACAAGACACAGCUGAUGUACAGAUAUUUGUGACACAUCCAGAGAAUGGUGUGACACUGGUCAUCACUCAACCAGCCUCAGAAGUGAGACUGUUCAAGGAACAAAUACAGAAGUUACUGGAGAGUUUUACAGAUGGCAACAAUCAGCCGAUCUUCACUUUCGUGUGUUUUAACAGUAUAAGUGACCAUGUCCUUUCCUCAGGAGACACAACCAGUUUUUGGGCUGAUGCUGUGAUCUCCACAGGAUGUGCCACAUGUGGCUACAAUGGUGGUGCUGGUGUAUACAGUGGUGCCCAACUUCUGUAUGAACUCCAGAUCUUACAGAGUCAGAAUAGCGAUGGCUUUGACCUCCUCUAUAUUAAUGAACUUAAGUUGGCCACUGAAACAGAAGAUAAAUUUGACCGUACUCCAACAUUGGUCGUGAUGAUAAUCAUCAUUGUUCUCAUCGUCGUUGGCCUCUUCUUCCUUCUCAUCGCAUGUUACUGCAUCAGAAAGUCGUAA